Molecule: messenger RNA, 2348 nt
Organism: Pimephales promelas (fathead minnow)
Lineage: Eukaryota; Metazoa; Chordata; Actinopteri; Cypriniformes; Leuciscidae
Gene: xkr6b
Product: XK related 6b
Biological process (GO): engulfment of apoptotic cell; phosphatidylserine exposure on apoptotic cell surface; apoptotic process involved in development
Cellular component (GO): plasma membrane
Source: RefSeq, a predicted model, not a curated record
UCUCAGGGAACAGUCCCUCGCUCGCUCGCUCCCUGUGCGGGGAUGCUGCGAGCACAAUGUGCAGGUGACAAGAUCCCGAUUCCAGGAGUUCGUCUCUGACCUGUGCCGGUUCGAGGACGAGUUCAGCGCUGACUUCACUGUCCGGAGCGUCGCAGGAGGAGGAUGCUCUGCCUCUCUGGCGUCACCGUCACCCCACAACUCCAUGGCUACCUCAUUUGGGGUACUCUGGAGAAACAGGUGUCGGGGAAGUGACGUCAAGAGCCUCGGAAACCGGAGGUGUGCGCUUUGGAGAGCAAGAUGGCAGCGAAAUCCGACGGUCGGGGGGUCGUCACCGGUUUCGCCCAGCUGCACAACCUGGAUGAUACGGCGGGAAGCUGUGAGGACGACCCGCGGCAGAACAGCUCCUUCCACAUCUGCCACUGCUGCAACACCUCGUCGUGCUACUGGGGCUGCCGGAGCGCCUGUCUGCAUUACCUCUUGGGCAAGGGGAGAGACGUCAGGCGGCCACCUCACGAGGAGGAGCGCCUGUGGUUGGACUGCCUGUGGAUCGUUCUCGCGCUGCUCGUCUUCUUCUGGGACGUGGGUACUGACUUAUGGCUCGCGCUCGACUACUACGUCAAGCAGGACUACCUCUGGUGUGGACUCACACUGUUCUUCGUGCUGGUGCCGUCGGUGCUGGUCCAGAUCCUGAGCUUCAGGUGGUUCGUGCAGGAUUACACGGGGGGCGGCUUGGGCUCCGUGGAGGGUCUCAGCAGCAGCCGAAGGGCCACGUCUGGCACGAGCGCAGGGGUGUACGGCAGGGCCAGAUGCUGUCGCGUCUCGGUGUGGGUCUGGCAGACGCUCAUACACAUCCUUCAGAUGGGACAAGUGUGGAGGUACAUCCGAACAAUGUAUCUCGGCAUCCAGAGCCGCAGGCAAAAGGAGAACCAGCGACGCUUCUACUGGGCCAUGAUGUACGAGUAUGCCGAUGUCAACAUGCUCCGUCUACUGGAGACAUUUCUGGAAAGCGCUCCACAGCUAGUUCUCCAGCUCUGCAUCAUGAUCCAGAAGAACCGGGCAGAAACACUGCAGUGUGUGUCAGCGAUCGCGUCUCUUCUCUCGCUUUCCUGGGUUCUGGCCUCAUACCACAAGCUUCUGCGUGAUUCCCGCGAUGACCAAAAGAGCAUGAGCUACCGGGGAGCGUUGGUGCAUCUUCUGUGGCGUUUGUUCACCAUUUCAUCUCGGGCGCUAUCUUUUGCCCUUUUUGCCUCGGUUUUCCACCUAUACUUUGGCAUUUUUGUGGUGCUUCACUGGUGUGCCAUGGCCUUCUGGGUAAUCCACGGAGGCACCGACUUCUGUAUGUCCAAGUGGGAGGAGGUGCUAUUCAACAUGGUGGUCGGCGUAGUCUACGUCUUCUGCUGGUUUAAUGUCAAGGAGGGAAGGACCCGAUACCGCAUGGUGGUUUAUUAUUCACUGGUGCUGGUGGAAAAUACCAUCCUUACCGCUCUGUGGUACACCUACAGAGACCCGGUCGCUACCGACUCCUACGCUGCAUCCGCCCUCUGCGGCGUCUUCCUGUGCUUUGCCUCUGGAGUGGCCUGCAUGGUCUUCUAUUACGGGGUCCUGCAUCCCAUGGGACCCGGGCUGAGGGUGCUGGCCAGCUCCUGCUGUGCCGAGCUGCUCUGGGGUCUCCCGUUACCACCAGAGGCCGAGCCAAUGGCUCCCACUCCGGGGCCUCGGGGCUCCCAAGCCACCCCGACCAGGGCUAUGGCUUCAGGGGACUACAGCGAGCCGGAGGAGGCUGCCACAGACACAUGCCUGCCGGUGUUCCAGGUGAGAUCCACGGAGCCCACCGAUGCGGCGGGCCGGCCCAUUCACCCCGAGGGGCCCCUGAUCAAGAUCGACAUGCCCAGGAAGCGCUAUCCGGCUUGGGAUGCUCACUUUGUGGACCGACGUUUGCGGCGGACCAUAAACAUCCUCCAGUACAUCAGCCCCAAUGCAGUGGGCAUCAGGUACAGGGAUGGACCCCUCCUCUACGAACUGCUCCAGUAUGAGUCCUCCCUAUAAAGGCGCACAAUGCCGCUUCUUCUCUACUCUCAUGCCCUCUCUGGUUCUCCACUUCCCUUGGUGCUUUUUUAUUUAGUUGUACUCUUGAGCUAUAAGAGUGCAUCUAAGGUCUAAAAGAGUCUAAACAGAGAAUAUUCAACAUAUAUUUUGACUAACACAGUGUAGAGUUGCAGAACAAAGAGUCCGAAAUACAACAUUCCCUUGUUGGGGUUGCUACGGUGUGAAUGUUCGACUAAUGUGUUUGUUUGAUGGUGUUUGUGGCCCUGUCACCUCUGACAUGUGCAUGGUGGGAAUGAUGGAGG